Messenger RNA from Lagopus muta (rock ptarmigan), 1667 nucleotides. RefSeq names its product RAB28, member RAS oncogene family (gene RAB28). The record is from RefSeq and is a predicted model, not a curated record. The transcript has 7 exons. Lineage: Eukaryota; Metazoa; Chordata; Aves; Galliformes; Phasianidae. Gene Ontology annotation, cellular component: Golgi apparatus; endosome. Bases 105 to 773 code for a protein of 222 amino acids. Gene Ontology annotation, molecular function: GTPase activity; GTP binding.
CCCAUAGCGACGGCGGCCGCGCUGGGGGAAGAUGGCGGCUCCAGUCUGGGCGCCGCGGGCGGCUCCGUGAUCGUCCCACGCUCCUUCUUCUUCCCGCGGCGAGCAUGUCUGACUCGGAGGAGGAGGAGAGUCCAGACCGCCAGCUCAAGCUCGUGGUGCUGGGGGACGGCACCGCAGGGAAGACGUCCUUAGCCAUGCGUUUUGCCCAAGAAACAUUUGGAAAACAAUACAAACAAACCAUAGGACUGGAUUUCUACUUGAAAAGGAUUACACUGCCAGGAAAUUUGAAUGUUACUCUUCAAGUGUGGGAUGUAGGAGGACAAACAAUAGGAGGCAAGAUGCUGGAUAAAUAUAUUUAUGGAGCUCAGGGUAUUCUUUUGGUGUAUGAUAUUACCAACUGCCAGAGCUUUGAAAAUUUAGAGGACUGGUAUAAUGUGGUUAAAAAAGUGACUGAAGAAUCAGAAAUGCAGCCACUUGUGGCCUUGGUUGGAAAUAAAAUUGACUUGGAGCAUAUGCGCACAGUGAAAGUUGAUAAACAUCAGCGAUUUUGUCAGGAAAACAAUUUCAGUAGCCAUUUUGUGUCAGCCAAGACAGGAGAUUCUGUCUUCCUGUGUUUUCAAAGAAUUGCUGCUGACAUUCUUGGCAUCAAAUUAAACAAAGCAGAAAUGGAACAAUCACAGAGAGUGGUGAAAGCAGAUAUUGUCAACUACAGUCAGGAGCCUGUGACAAGAAGCGUUAAUCCUCCUAGAAGCUCAAUGUGUGCAGUUCAAUGACUGUAUUAUUCUUCUCUGUUUUGAUACUUUUGGCUGUCCUCCUACUUUGACACAGACUCUAGGAUUGCCAGGAGCUUUUAACAGUCACCAUCGCUACAAUGCAAUUACAAGUUUCAAAAACGUGUUGCACCAUUGAGAAGCAGCAAGCAGUUAUUUUUGACUGGCUGAAAAUGAAAUGUUAAGACCACACACUUUGAAAAAUAAAAAUCUACGUUCUUCUAAAUUAUAUUUCAGUAAAUCAGUAGAACUGUGUUUGUUUUUUCCUAUCUAUUUGACUGAUGCUGGAAUGAAAAUGAAUGAAGAAGUAUGAUUAUGGAAGUUUUGCCAAAGCAUUUCUUUUUCCUUUUUUUUUUUUUUUUUUUUUUUUCCUCCUGUGAUCUAAACUAGCAUUCAACAACUUGUAACUUGGGGAAACUAUUGCUGGAAUACUUUUAGACAACUAAUAUAUUUUACUUAGGGAUAACUUGAAAAGUAUUCCAUAAAUGUAUAUAGAUAAUGCAAAAUGUAUAAAUUGUAUCCAGGAAGAAUCAGUGGUUGAAAUAAAGCUGUAAUAUAAAAGUAAUUACUUUUCUGAAGUCUCAAGUUGAAGUUGCCUUCAUGGAUGCUCUGAAAAAAAGCUCACGUUUUGUGUAUUUUUAUUCCCACGUCAGUAUUACUUCUUGUAGUAGUAGAUAUGCUCAUAACUCUACAUGAAUAUGGAUGAACCUCACUUGGCUGUUUGGGCUGUAAAUGUUGAGUGAUAUAUUCAACGUGCAUUAGAAACUGUUGAUAGAUCAAUUAGGAUCACUCAUUUUUAUUAACUGAGUGACUUAUUUUUGGACUGACACUAUCUUAUUUCUACUUAAGAGUUUAAAAAAAAAAACAAAAACAAAUAAAAAGCAGUGUCCUCUGUGA